AUGUCCGGCAAUGGUGACAAUAGCGGGGGCGCGAUUCUCGAGCUAGGUGACUAUAACGACCAGGUCCCCCCAUCCCCGUUCCCAGAACCUAUCAAGGAAGAAGAAGCUUCCGUGGAAGGCAGGAAUGUUCCUAUGCCGGAUGUGACUCUAGAGGAGGAGCUGUCAGAGUCACUAAUGCCGCUCAAGUGGGUGUUCUUCCCGGAAGCAGAUCCAGUUCAGCAGUUUCGCGGAAAGCCGUGGCGGGAGAAGAUCUGGGUGUUUCUCAAGGGCGUGUUCCCGAUCCUCGCGUGGCUGCCUGAGUACGACUGGCGGUACUACCUGCUGGGGGACAUUAUCGGAGGCGUGUCCAUCGCUGUCAUGUCCGUGCCCCAGGUGAGCCAUGAGCAAUGCGAGGUUGGUUGUGAGUGGUGGGCGGCACACGGGAACUGGAGUCAGGAUGCACAGGUGAGCAAGGAUACACAGGUGAGCAAGGAUACACAGGUGAGCAAGGAUACAUUCUACGUCAACUCAAUUCACCUCGACUGGCGGUACUACCUGCUUGGUGACAUUAUUGGAGGAGUUUCCAUCGCCGUUAUGUCCGUCCCCCAGGACGUCUCAUACGCCAAGUACGCCAACAUGCCUGCCGAGUUCGCUCUCCGUGAGUUUCCCCCUAUCUCCUCUCCCAUCCCCUCUCUCCAUCCUCAUCCUCUCCCCUCAUCCUCUCCCCUCAUCCUCUCCCCUCAUCCUUUCUCCUCAUCCUCUUCCUCCCUAUCCUCGUCCACCUCUUUCAUCCCGCCGCUGCUCUACGCCAUACAGGGCUCGUCCAAGCAUCUCGUCAUAGCGCCCGUGUCAGUCAUCUCGCAGCUGCUCGGCACGUCCGUCAGCGCUCUCGCCAACCCCGCCACCGACCCGGCGCUCUACACCAGCCUCGUUGUCACCGCCACCUUCUUCUGCGGCCUCUUCCAACUCAUCAUGGGGCUGUGCAGGUCAGUGGAAGGACUGAUGAGUGCGACUGGGCUUGUGCUUCUGCUCAUCGCGGCCGUGAGCGCUCUACACCAGCCUCGUUGUCACUGCGACGUUUUUCUGCGGCCUCUUCCAACUCAUCAUGGGGCUCUGCAGUGUCAGUGUGCUGGGCUCUUGAGUGCAACUGGGCUUGUCUCGCAGCUGCUCGGCACCUCCCUCAGCCCACUGGCCGACCCGGCUACGCAAACUGCGCUCUAUACAAGCCAGCCUCGCCGUCACUGCGACUUUCUUCUUCGGCCUCUUCCAACUCAUCAUGGGGCUCUGCAGCGCGCUGGCCGACCCGACCCGGCUACCCAAACUGCGCUCUACACCAGCCUCGCCGUCACCCCCACCUUCUUCUGUGGCCUCUUCCAAUUCAUCAUGGGGCUCUGCCGGGGAGCGCAAGGGCUUAUCAGCCAACCAUCUUGGGGUUCCUGUCGGGCGGCCCUCUCACCAGCUCCCUCACCUCUCUUGAAUUCUUCCCUCUCUCCCUCUCCUGAAAGCCUCUCUGUCUCUCCCCCAUUCCCUCCCAACAGAUUCGGGUUCCUGGUGGAUUUCCUGAACCAGCCAACCAUCGUGGGGUUCCUGUUCGGAUUUCUGGUGGACUUCCUGAACCAGCCAACCAUCGUGGGGUUCCUGUCGGGGUGUUCCCUCACCAUAGCCAUCCAGCAGCUGAAGCUCAUCCUGGGCCUCCAGCAGCUGAAGCUCAUCCUGGGGUACAAGGACUUCACGCUCAGCACGAGCAUCGUCAACAUCAUCGCUGCCAUCGUGCAAUACAGCUACGAGCAGCAGCUGAAGCUCAUCCUGGGGUACAAGGACUUCAUGCUCAGCACCAGCAUCGUCAGCAUCAUUGCUGCCAUCGUACAAUACAGCUAUGAGUUCCAGUGGAAGGCGUUUGUCAUGGGCGUGUCCUUCUUCCCCUUCCCUGUAUCUCCUCUUCCAGUGGAAGGCAUUCGUCAUGGGCAUAUCCUUCUUCCUCUACCUCUCCACAGUGCGCCUGCUGCACCCGCUGGCAUGGGCAUAUCCUUCUUCCUCUACCUCUCCACAAAUAGAAACACUGUCAUGGCAUGGGCAUGUCCUCUCUACAUCCACCUCUCCACAGUGCGCCUGCUGGUACGCACUGCACCCCCUGUCCCUGCCAUCCUCCUGAGAGUACUGAGUCGCACUGUCAUGGCAUGGGCAUGUCCUCUCUACCUCCACCUCUCCACACUGCGCCUGCUGGUGUACCUGAAACCCAAGAACAAGGUGUACCUGAAACCCAAGAACAAGGUGUACCUGAAACCCAAGAACAAGGUGUUUUACUACCUCAACGCGCUCGGCCCGCUCACAUCCAUCCUCAUCUCAACCAUCAUCGUGGCAGCUGCAGGGCUGACAGACAAAGGCAUCCCCACUGUGAGUCCUGUCCUUGCUGUGCUCGUUCCCCUUGGCCCUAGGAUAGGAAAGAUUUCCACGGGGCUGCACGGGGCCUCCUCCAUAUCUUAUCUCAAUUUCUCGCGGGAGAAUGUUGCUGAUGUGGCCACAGUAGGCUUCAUCGCCUGCCUUGUCUCCCUUGCGAUGGUGGCGUUUGGUUCAAUGAACCUGGUCGGUUCGUUCACCUCAUGCUAUGUGGCAACAGGUUCCUCCUCCCACGCGGCCAUCAAUGUGCUAGUGGACGCCAGGACAACGCUCACGCAAGCCAUCUCUUGCCGUGCCAACACCUGCUCAUUCCUGCCUCCUUCACUCGCCUCCCUCCCCUUCUGGCCCCACUGUCCUCUCCUCCGCACGCCGCCAGGUUCCUUUUCCCGCACGGCAGUGAACAUGCUAGCAGGCGCCAAGACAGCGCUCACGCAGGUCAUCAUGGCGCUCCUCAUUCUGCUCGUGCUGCUCGUCGCCGCCCCGCUCUUCAAAAACGUCCCCAAUUGUGUGGUUGGAGCAGUCAUUGCCAACGCUGCCUUGAACUUGCUGGGUUUCCAUGCAACAGCAGCCCUGUGGAGGGUAGACCAGAUGGAUUUCCUGGUCAUCUCAGGAUGCUUCCUCGCCAUCCUCUUUGGGUUUCCUGGCGCCUCAAAGCUCUCCUUUCCCCCCUUUCCUCCACCACCUUCCCAGCUCGACUUCCACGCGGCAGCAGCCCUGGAAGGAGGGUGGACAAGAUGGAUUUCCUGCAUGUCUCCCUGCUGCUCCCAUUCCCACCGUAUUCCCUCCUCUUCCACUCUCCCCUGCCUUACCUCUUGCCCAUCUACCAGCUCGACUUCCAUGCAGCCUCGAUUUCCAUGCAGGAGCAGCCCUCUGGAGGGUAGACAAGAUGGACUUCCUGGUCAUGUCGGGUUGCUUCCAAUCUCCAUUCCCUCCUUAUUCCCUCCUUCCCGCCUCUUCUUCCUCACUCAACAGCUCGACUUCCAUGCAGCGUGGGCCCUGUGGAGGGUAGACAAGAUGGUUUCCUGGUCAUGUCGGGCUGCUUCCCCCACUGUACCCUCGGCACCCCCUCCUCCCCAUAUCCUCCCCACAUCCUCCCCACCUCCUCCCCACAUCCUCCCCACAUCCUCCCCACAUCCUCCCCACAUCCUCCCCACAUCCUUCCCCCCUUCCCAGCUCGACUUCCAUGCAGCCUGGGCCCUGUGGAGGGUAGACAAGAUGGACUUCCUCGUCAGGCCCGCCUGCUUCCUCGCCAUCCUCUUCGGUUCCCCCGAGAUCGGCCUCCUAGUCGCCAUCCUCCUCUCCCUCAUCAAGCUCCUCCUGCGCUCCCUCCGCCCGCACAUCCGCCUGAUUUCCCCACGUGUGCUCUCCCUUCUCCCCCAUUCUGCCCCUAACAGCUCGACUUCCAUGCAGCGUGGGCCCUGUGGAGAGUCGAUAAAAUGGAUUCCCUGGUCAUGUCGGGCUGCUUCCUUGCCAUCCUCUUUUCUCAUUCUCUCCACUACCCCCUCCUUCCCCCCUCAUUCCCUCCUCCUUCCCCAACCCCACCUUUCCCAGCUCGACUUCCAUGCAGCGUGGGCCCUGUGGAAAGUAGACAAAAUGGAUUUCCUGGUCAUGUCGGGCUGCUUCCUCGCCAUCCUCUUCGGCUCCCCCGAGAUCGGCCUUCUCGUCGCCAUCCUGCUCUCCAUCAUCAAAAUCCUCCUGCGCUCCCUCCGCCCGCACAUCCGCCUGCUCGGCCUCCUCCCCAACGCCGCCGCUACAGCCGUGAGCGUGCUGCAGUUCCCCAACAGCGCGCUGUGCGAGGGGAUUGUGAUGCUGAGGGUGGAAAGCCCGCUGUAUUUCCCCGGAGCGAAUUUUGUGCGCCAGCGGGUGAAGAAGCUCUGUGACGCGGUGGAGAGCCCGUUGUACUUCCAAGGAGCUAACUUUGUGAGGCAGAGGGUGAAGAAGCUGUGUGAUGCGUAUGCAAGGGGUUACCAGCAGCCAGUCAAGCACUGUGUGCUGGAUCGAUCAGUCAUGCAUGCCAUUGACGUGACGGUCAUUGAAAUCAUGAGGGAUCUGCAAUGCUCAAGACCACCUCUUCCCAUCCCCCAUUCCUCCAUCCCUCUCCUGCUGUUCCCCACCUUUUGGCAGCAUUGUGUGUUGGACCUAUCGGUCAUGCAUGACAUCGAUGUGACGGCCAUAGAAGCCAUGAGGGACCUGCACCGCGACCUCACACAGAUGGGCAUCCAGCUGUGUCUGGCGAGUGCCAACAGGGACGUGCUGAGGAAGAUGUUUGACGCGCAGCUGUUAGCAGAGAUAGGCGAGCAGUGGCUCUUCCUUUGCCUGGCGAGUGCCAACAGGGACGUGCUGAGGAAGAUGUUUGACGCGCAGCUGUUAGCAGAGAUAGGCGAGCAGUGGCUCUUCCUUUGCCUGGCGAGUGCCAACAGGGACGUGCUGCGCAAGAUGUUUGACGCGCAGCUGUUAGCAGAGAUAGGCGAGCAGUGGCUCUUCGUCACUCCUGCAGACGCCGUCAAGCUGUGCCGUGCCGUGGCGCUCUCUCAGCCUGCUGCCAAGGAGACCGAGGAGCUGCUGAACACUGUACCGUCGUUUGAUAUUUAG
Closterium sp. NIES-65 is the source of this 4968-nucleotide messenger RNA. Lineage: Eukaryota; Viridiplantae; Streptophyta; Zygnematophyceae; Desmidiales; Closteriaceae. The record is from the annotation of a GenBank genome assembly.